AUGACGGACGGGAUAACUCACGGUCAGACCGGCACUGGUGUGCAUGCAGUUGAGCGUAAAGAUGCCAAUCUUGACGCCCUUCAGGCCGGCUUCACACUCGCGGACGACCUCGCGCGUCACCAGGUGCAUACCCUUCUUGAAGUGAGGAAGACGGCUGUUGUCAGCUACGAGACUGCGACUCCCAGCUCACAAUUCCUUCUGCCACGGCAUUCUAACGACAGUCUCUUUCCUACCUCCCGCAAGAGCAGACACCAGAAAGACGCUCUGUGGGCAUUGGCCUGGACCAGCUCCCUAAUCUCCGGCGGCGCCGACGGCAUCGUUCGCUUCCACGACCCGGCCGACCUGACGCAGGCUCUCGACGAGCUGCCGGCGCUCCCGCUUGCGAUCAGCAGCAUUUCUGCAGCCGGCGACCGUGCCCUCGCGACGAGUCUGGAUGGAUCAGCCGCGCUUAUCGAUGUUGAGGAGAAGAAGUUCAUCGACCGCGUCGAGACGGGACGAGUGCCGCCGAAGGCGGGCGAGAAUGGUGAGUGGCUUCUUCAGGCGUCUUCCCCGCCUCUAACAGCAGAACUCGCUGCGUACCGUGGUGCGCUUGCGCCAGAUGCGGGAAGCUGGGCGUGGACCGGACGCGGAGCUCGUGUCGCUAUCCGCCCGGUUGGCGAGGGAGAAGGCGCGCUUGGUGGUGAGGGCUCGGUCGUCGACCUCGGAAAGGGACGCUUUGGCAUGAGCGUGGUGUACUCUCCCGACGGCAAGCAGCUCGCGAUCGGCAUGGAGACGGGCCACGUGCACGUCGUUGAUGUCGCUACGACAAGCGUAAUUGCGACGUACACUGCGCACGCGAUGGCGGUCCGCGCGCUUUCGUGGUCGCCCGACAGCCAGUGGCUGUACUCUGGAUCAGACGAUGCGCGUAUCGUCCUCCACGACGUUCGUGCUGGUGCGGAGAGCGGCGCUUCCGGUGAGGGAGCCGUCGCCAUCCUCCAGGGACACCAGGGAUGGGUGCUCGAGGCGCGAGCGCAUUCAGUGCCCGAGGUCACCUCUGAGAUAUCUGAAGCUUUCUUUCAGGUGGGGAAAAUAGCUGACGACAGUGGCGCCGACUCGGCAGUCAAGCUGUGGGACGUUGGAGAGCGUCGCGCGGUGUGGAACGGAUCCGCCGACGGCGACGUGUGGGGUUUCGCGUGGCAGCCCGAGGUCGAGGGCGCGCUCGCGCCGGGGAAGCAGUUCGCGGUCGCGGGCGGCGACAAGAAGAUCAGCCUGUACCGUGCGGCCGGUGCCGUGUAA
Molecule: messenger RNA, 1275 nt
Organism: Trichosporon asahii var. asahii CBS 2479
Lineage: Eukaryota; Fungi; Basidiomycota; Tremellomycetes; Trichosporonales; Trichosporonaceae
Exons: 6
Coding region: 1-1275 (424 amino acids)
Cellular component (GO): Cdc73/Paf1 complex
Molecular function (GO): protein binding
Source: RefSeq, a predicted model, not a curated record